Penicillium lagena is the source of this 408-nucleotide messenger RNA. Its product is annotated as aegerolysin family protein. Bases 1 to 408 code for a protein of 135 amino acids. Lineage: Eukaryota; Fungi; Ascomycota; Eurotiomycetes; Eurotiales; Aspergillaceae. Gene Ontology annotation, biological process: symbiont-mediated hemolysis of host erythrocyte. The record is from RefSeq and is a predicted model, not a curated record. The transcript is spliced from 2 exons.
AUGGCCGAACAAUCGUUCGAGAUUCAAAUUGAAGAUGACUUGAAGUACGAUAUCCGGAUUGAAAAUGCGGCCCUUGCGAGCGGCCAGUUUUACAGAGAAGGUGAUCAAAGCGAUAUUCUGUCCUCCGACGAUGUCGAUGACAUGGUUAUCCGCCAUAACGGUGGUAGACGGUCCAUCUGCAUUCGUGGAGAUACGGACUCCGUGAGCGAGGCUCAAGGAAGCAUCGAUCUGAUUGACGAUAUCACGGAUGCUAGAAUUUGCUCUCUAGCCUGGAGAGCCUCUAUGCAGCCCGGAAAGCGAAAUGAAUUCGAGAAACAGAACCUGGAUAAAAAGUACACGGUUGACAUUGGCGACUGGAGUAAGUCUGGGGCAAUGGGAACAAUCCCUGUAACUAUUAAGCAGACUUGA